AUGGUGAACUUCACUGCUGAGGAAAAGGCUCUGGUCAAUGGCCUGUGGAGUAAGGUGAACGUGGAAGAUAUUGGUGGUGAAGCUCUGGGACGGCUUCUCGUUGUAUACCCAUGGACUCAGAGGUUCUUUGACAGCUUUGGGAACUUGUCCUCUGCCUCUGCCAUAAUGGGCAACCCGAGGGUCAAAGCCCAUGGCAAGAAGGUGUUGACUUCUCUUGGAGAAGCCAUUAAGAACCUAGACAACCUCAAGUCUGCCUUGGCUAAACUCAGCGAACUUCACUGUGACAAGCUACAUGUGGAUCCUGAGAACUUCAAGCUCCUGGGUAACGUGCUGGUGAUCGUUUUGGCCAGUCACUUUGGCAAGGAAUUCACGCCCGAGGUGCAGGCUGCCUGGCAGAAGGUGGUGGCUGGGGUGGCCAAUGCUCUGUCCCACAAGUAUCACUGA
Messenger RNA from Microtus oregoni (creeping vole), 444 nucleotides. RefSeq names its product hemoglobin subunit epsilon-Y2. The transcript has 3 exons. Gene Ontology annotation, cellular component: haptoglobin-hemoglobin complex; hemoglobin complex; blood microparticle. Bases 1 to 444 code for a protein of 147 amino acids. Gene Ontology annotation, molecular function: heme binding; oxygen binding; oxygen carrier activity. NCBI's taxonomy places the organism in Eukaryota, Metazoa, Chordata, Mammalia, Rodentia, Cricetidae. The record is from RefSeq and is a predicted model, not a curated record. Gene Ontology annotation, biological process: hydrogen peroxide catabolic process; oxygen transport.